Molecule: messenger RNA, 1625 nt
Organism: Paramecium tetraurelia
Lineage: Eukaryota; Ciliophora; Oligohymenophorea; Peniculida; Parameciidae
Exons: 5
Cellular component (GO): trans-Golgi network membrane
Source: RefSeq, a predicted model, not a curated record
AUGUCAUCUAUUUUGAAUAAAUUUAAGAAGUAGACAACUGCUGAUACUCCAAACGGGAUAAAAUUGGAAAAUACAUCUUUUGGUCAAUAAGCUGGAACUUAUUAGCCACCAAUAAUCCCUGCUGUGUAAUUAACCUAAUCUAAUUAACCGAGACAAAAAGGAAGACCAGGUGGAGGUUGGGAUGAUGAACCUUUGCCUUAACCAGAACAAAUUAGUGUCUCAACCAAUAAAGCAACUAACUCAAUUAAUUUAUUGAACGAUACUCCACCAAAAUAAAAUAUUGAUUAAAAAAAUAAUCAAGAUGUUCUUUUACCUCCUUAACCUGCUUUAGGGAAUAUUUAAUUGAGUAGAGUUACGGAUUAUAAAAGAGGUCAGCUGUUAACUUACGAGGAAUUAGAAUUAGGAGGAUUUGAUUAUGAAUUUCAUCUUGUAGAUGAAGCCAUUAAAUUAGGUGGAAUUAAGUUAAAGCAAAGUGAUAAUGUUCUAAAAGAGUUUACAAGAGCCAUUGCAACUAUUUAAGAAUAACUUAUAGGAAGCAUACUUUUAAAUAAAUUGCAUAGUGAAGAUAACUGGAAAGUGUAGAUUAGAUGCAUCUAUGCUAUUCAAUAUGUUUGUUAAUAGUAUUAAAAUUACAGAGAAUUCUUCUUAAUCAAUUAAUAAUAUCUGAGGGUAGAAACUGAUCAAUAAUUACUUUCAGGUGCCAUUGAUUAAACUUUAGCUGAAGUUAACGGUUAACAAGUUUAAAAGCAAAAAGAAUUUUAAUUUGAAUUUAGAGAACCUCCUAAAACAUAAUAACCUGUAUAAAACUAACAGACGAAUUUAAUAGAUAUUUUGGAUGCAUCCAAUAAUGACUCAUAAUAAUAAAAGCAACAACAAUAAAAACUUAAUUUAAAAUAACUAAAAAUUAAAUAACCAACUGUCUAAACAUAAUAAUAGCCUAUUGUACAAAAAUAAUAAUAGCCUAUAGUAUAAUAAUAAUAACCUAUUGUGUAGUAAUAAUAAUAAUAAGUAUAACUGAAAAAUACAUAAUAAAUUAAUUUAUUGGAUGCAUUUAGUGACAUUUCUUUAUAAAAUUAUAAUUAAUAAUAGUCGUAACCAACAUAAUUAUAAUCUUAAUAAUAGUAUUCAUACUAGCAAUAACCAUUAAUUUAAUCCUAAUAAUAAUAAUAAAAUAACUAAUAAUAAUAAUAAUAAUAAAAUUACUAAUAAUAAUAAUAGUAGAAUUAGAAUGGAAUAAGUUUUGAUGAUUUACUUAAUCCAUAGACAACAAAUCAAUAGUAGACUUAGCCAAAGAAAAAUGCCUUUGGAUUCUUAAAAAAAGAUUAAUAAUAAUAGUAAUAAUAGACAAUCUAAAAUAAUUAAUAAGUUCAGCAACCAAUUAAUUUACUCUAUUCUCCUUAAUAAUUUUAUCAAUAACCUUAAAUCGUUAAUUAAGUUCCGCAAUAGUAAUCAUAAUUUAAUUAGAAUCAAUCUCAAAAUUAUUCAAAUUAAUAAAUGUAUUCACAUCCCUAAACCCAAUUUAACAACCAAUAAUAAACCUAAAAUAAUAAAAAGGAUUUAAUUGAUUUUCUAAAUAUGUGAUUAUUAUAAUAUGUCAAAAAUAUAAAGAUAAAUGUCAUAUAAAA